AGGAGUUGAAGAUGUGUAAACACUUCAAGAGUCUGCUGAACAUCUUGAGGCUGCUGGAGAUCAUACUGUGUACGUUAGCCUUGGUCAUCCCUAUGUUUAGGGGUAGGAUGGUGAACCCAUACGGCAUCUACUGCGAGUUCAUCUGGGUCUUCUGUGUCAUUAUGGCUGUGGUCCUACUGGUGUCCGAGAUCAUGCUAUUGCACAUCCUCCUGCCCAACUGGGACGACCUUGUUUGCGGUCUGACCAUGCUGUGCACGCUCAUGGUCGCCGCCGCCACGCUCAUUUUCGCCAUCGUCUUUGGCUGCCUGUCGUGUAUCAGCAGUGUCUUCUGCAUCAUCUUCUCAUUGGCCGCUACCGUGGUCUUCCUGGUAGACAGCGUCAAGAGAAAAAUGAAGUGUCCAAAGGGCUAUCUAUCAAACCUAAGGGGUAUUCUGAGAUUCACAGAGGCCGUCCUGGCUUGCAUCAUCCUCGCCGGCGCCACCAACUACUUCCUGGGUGUGGAAGGCGAAUUCCGCCCACCAGCCAUGUUGUGGUGCAUUGUAGUCUAUGUAGUCUGUCUCCCUGUGACCGUUCUCAUCAUACCCAUCCGUCUGUGCAGUCUACUUGAAUGCCUCAUCUCCUGUAUUGGGAUGGAUCUGUUGGAGUUGGUGUUUAACAUAGUGGCUGUGGUGUUGUACCUGUCUGCUGUCAUCCUCUGGCCUGUCUUUGGUUACAAGCACUACCGUGAGUACAAUCCACCAAACUGUGACUACUGUCGCCAUAACGACCUGGAUGUGGUAACUGUGGGGACCAUUGCCAAUCUCACCCUCUACGUCGUGGACUUGGUUUUCACCAUCUUGGCUCGACUGAAAUCCUAACAAUCUUGCUAAGUUAAUAGCUUCUAGAGGUGUACCUGGGUGGCAUUGACAUCCUGGCCGUGCUUCUGUACACCUCCGCUGCGACCUUGCCUUCAGCUUCCAGAACGGCUUUCCAUCUGCCAUAACUGCACAUGGGACAAUCUGGUGGUUGUAGCGUAUGUCAAUCUUUUACGUUGUGGAUUUGAUUUAUUCCCUGUGUUAAUAUGCAUAGGUGAAAAAGAUACCCAUGUAUAACUGUCAUGAGGUGGAAAAGGUUAGUUUGGAUCUGGGUUGAUCAGGAAGAGUGAAGUAGAGGCAGGCAACAGUUUCAACAAAUAACAUAUUUAAUAGGGCAUGGCUUUCUGAUGGUUACACCGCACAAUGUUCUGUUCCAUAGUUUUUGUUUAGCCAAUGCAAAUAGAUUAAAAGUUCAAAAUGACAUACAAAUACCAGAAAGAACCAAACCAAACAGAAAUGGGCACUGGAAGUGGUGCAGCCCAGGAGGCAGGUGCCCAGGUGCUCCUUUUUUGGCACAGUUGCUUCUCAAAGAGUUGAUCUCACCAAACGGAUGCGCUCUCUCUCACUCAGCCAACAAAGGGCUCCACCAUGACUCCAGACUGCAUGACUUCCUGUGGGCGGCCACCCCUUAAACAGGGGUUAAAUAGAAUUCAGAAGAACACUUACUUAAUCCAACGUCCAAUUAAAUGUCUGGGAGAGUUAAUGAGUCAAUCAGUCCCACCUGUGACAUACCAUUUAUACAUGUUAGCCAUUUCCAUGGCAACAGGGCCUUCAUACUGCAAGUAAUUAUAUUUAUAUGGAAUGCAACAGCAUUACAUGGCCAACAUUCACAACUACUGUAUAUGAUAAAGGAUUUUGAAGUACCACAACCACAUCUCUUUUCAUUACGUUAAAUAUGUUUGUGUGUGAGUUGCAGCACUGGCCUACUGUCCUUUUACCACUUGAAUUCUCAGGGGCACUUUAUUUAGAUUGACGACAGACUAUCUGUAGAGUCUCUAUCUACUAAACCUAGCCCUUAUCCUAACCUCAACCCUUAACCAGACCCCUAACCCUUGUGCUCACCUAACCAUAACCUUAGCAAGCAGUUGCUUAUCAACAGAUAGUUUGUUGAUAAUAUGACCAUCCUUAGUCCGAAUAGUCAGUCUGUAGAUACUCUAUCUAAAUAAAGUGUGACCGUAUUCCCAUUGGUCUAGAACAGUAAUAGUGCAGAACCUAUGCACAAGUACUGUAUCAUUUAUUGGACUCACUCACGACUUCACCUGUUGGGAUUAGUACUCUUCUGAUUGUUGGAGAUGCCACCAAGACAGAGGAACUCUAGUCCACCGGCUAUGGGCUUGCACAUUCAACAGUUCUGGACUGGUGUUCAUGAGGUACUAACUAGAGAAAGUAGCACAAUGUACAAUCCCUUUCAGUCCUAGUUAAUACUCUAAGACCCCUCUAAACUAAAACACGUACAUUAUUACACUGGGAAUUGAAUACAAAGUGCCUCACUCUGUGCCCGAAAACUCAAUCUACAAAUGCGAAAGUGAUAGUACCUCCCACAACGCAGGAGUGGCACCUGAUCCCGGGGAAGACUGCUGACCUUGAAUGACCCUCUUAUAGACUAAUCCACCACAUUGAAAAGUUCCUAUUAAGAUGGGUGGCCUACCUUGACACUUUAUCAACCCCACCAGUCACCCUUGAUACCUACUGCCCUUUGAUCUGUUCACAACCCCCCCCCCCCAUCAACCAUAUUUGAUUAUUUUGUUAUUAUAUCUGUAUUAUUGUAUGUUGUCUAUGAAAUUCUCAUGUUUUUUCAUUUUCUUUGUCUGUAGGCUAGGGCUUUUUUAUUUUGUUAAGUGUAGUGGCGUGUGUUAUGUUAUUCCUUGUUUAUGGAAAAAAUAAAA
Messenger RNA from Oncorhynchus nerka (sockeye salmon), 2740 nucleotides. Its product is annotated as myeloid-associated differentiation marker-like protein 2. The record is from RefSeq and is a predicted model, not a curated record. NCBI's taxonomy places the organism in Eukaryota, Metazoa, Chordata, Actinopteri, Salmoniformes, Salmonidae. The transcript has 2 exons. Gene Ontology annotation, cellular component: membrane. The coding region runs from base 12 to 857 and encodes 281 amino acids.